AUGGAGAAGUUAAAUUCCAGUAUGCAUUCUAAAUUAUCGGAAUGUAUGAUCGAACGAUUACGUCACAAAAAAGUAUUCACCGUUAUCGAUUUUAUACGCGAAGAUCAAGACAAAUUGAGAACCGCAACAGAUCUUUCGUUUAAGGAAGUGAUGGAUAUUAAGAAAAUUCUUACAGAGAAAUUUGGUGGAGUUGUGAAGAAACCUUCGAAUUUGUGGAAAUUAGAACAAUUAAAUACAAUCUGCACCAAAAUAAAGAGUUUGGAUGAUUUACUGGGAGGUGGUUUAAAUCCUGGUCAAAUAUAUGAAAUAUGUGGUAUAUCUUCCUCUGGAAAAACACAAUUGUGUUUAACAAUUGCAAGUAAUAUUGCAUUAUUGCCUAAUAACGUUGUGAGAUACAUCGAUACCAAAGGAGAUUUUUUUGCCUCCAGGGUAGAAACAAUUUUGAAUCAUAAAACCAAUAACGAAGAGGAAAUUAACAGAGCAAUGGAGCAGAUAAGAGUUACUUUGAUACGAGAUCCUAAUAAAUUACUUGAUAUUCUACGACGUAUGAUAAAUAUUCUAAAACAAGAGGAUGAUAUACGCACUAAAGCUUUAAUUAUUGACUCUUUACCUGGAAUAAUUUUUAAAUUUUCUAAGGAACCAGAAAUCAAUAUUACUUUAAAUCACUUAUCAAACUUAUGUCGAUUUCUAGCAAAUGAAUUUUAUAUACCUAUUAUUAUAGUAAAUUUAACAACUCAGUGGACACCAUUAAGCGAUAAAAGCAGUGGAUCUGCAACAAAAGAAACACAAACAUUAGUAAAUCCUACAUUAGGAAAAUAUUGGUUACAUAUACCCAGUACAAGAUUAUUGAUAGAAAAAUUAAAUAAUGAUUACAGAAAAAUUACUGUUUGGAAAAGUUUCCAAAUUAAAAUGGAUUCUGUAUGUAGUGUUAAGUUAAGCGAAGCCGGUGUUACAUGAGCGACUUGUAAUUUAUAAAAAAUACAUUGGUAAUUGCAUAUAAAA
Molecule: messenger RNA, 1002 nt
Organism: Vespula pensylvanica (western yellowjacket)
Lineage: Eukaryota; Metazoa; Arthropoda; Insecta; Hymenoptera; Vespidae
Gene: Rad51D
Product: DNA repair protein RAD51 homolog 4-like
Exons: 4
Coding region: 1-957 (318 amino acids)
Biological process (GO): telomere maintenance; DNA strand invasion; reciprocal meiotic recombination
Cellular component (GO): replication fork; Rad51B-Rad51C-Rad51D-XRCC2 complex; centrosome
Molecular function (GO): four-way junction DNA binding; ATP binding; ATP-dependent DNA damage sensor activity
Source: RefSeq, a predicted model, not a curated record